Messenger RNA from Dioscorea cayenensis subsp. rotundata (Guinea yam), 2430 nucleotides. Its product is annotated as potassium transporter 5-like. The record is from RefSeq and is a predicted model, not a curated record. Lineage: Eukaryota; Viridiplantae; Streptophyta; Magnoliopsida; Dioscoreales; Dioscoreaceae. Gene Ontology annotation, biological process: potassium ion transmembrane transport. Gene Ontology annotation, cellular component: membrane. Gene Ontology annotation, molecular function: potassium ion transmembrane transporter activity.
AACCAUGGAAGACAAGUCCCAAGCUCAUGAGGACAUUGUCCUAAACAUAGAAAUAGAUCAUAAAGAAGAGACAAACACAGAAGAAGAAGAAGAAGCACCAGAGCUUCCUCUUCCUAAGACUAAACACUUCAAUAGACUAGACUCUUUGGACAAAGAAGCCAACAAGAUCUCUUCCAUGUCCUCUGCUUCCAAAGUUGUAUCUAUAGCCACAGUGAUGCAAUUGGCUUAUCAGAGUAUAGGAGUGGUUUAUGGUGAUCUUGGAACUUCACCAUUGUAUGUCUUUUCUAGCAUAUUCCCUGACAGAGUACCAAGCCAUGGUGACAUACUUGGAGCUUUAUCUCUUAUCAUAUACUCACUCACUUUCUUUCCUCUCAUCAAAUAUGUGUUCAUUGUCCUCUGGGCUAAUGACAACGGAGAUGGGGGAACCUUUGCAUUGUACUCGUUGAUAUGUAGGCAUUCAAAAGUGAGUGCUGUUCCAAACCAGAAUGCAGAGGAAAUGGAACUCUCUUCUUAUCAAUUGAAUUUGCCAACAAAGAAUCUGAAAAGAGCUGAGAUGAUAAAAAAAACCAUUGAGAAGAGUACUUGGGCUAAAACAGUGUUGCUCUCUGUUGCUCUUUUUGGGACUUGCAUGGUCAUUGGUGAUGGAAUCCUCACUCCUUGCAUUUCAGUUCUGUCAGCCGUUGAUGGUGUCAGAAAGAUCGAUGCCGGAAUUAGCCAAGAUGCGGUGGCGAUGAUAUCAGUGGCGAUCUUGGUGGUUUUGUUUUCGAUACAGAGAUUUGGAACCGAUAAAGUUGGAUACACGUUUGCUCCGGCGAUUCUUGUUUGGUUGUCAUUUAUCGGUGUCAUCGGCAUAGUGAAUCUGAUUAGGCAUGACCAUAGUGUGCUCAAGGCUUUCAAUCCAGUGUACAUUGUGUAUUACUUUCAGAGUGAUCCCAAAAAGGCAUGGAUUUCUCUUGGAGGAGUUGUUCUUUGCAUGACAGGAACUGAAGCCAUGUUUGCUGAUCUUGGUCAUUUCUCUGUCAGAUCAAUCCAGAUUGCAUUCACUGGAUUGGUGUAUCCUUGCUUAAUCUGUGCUUAUUUGGGACAAGCAGCAUACCUCUCAUUAAAUCCAAAUAAUGUAUCUGAUGCAUUCUACAAAUCAACACCCGAAUCAGUAUACUGGCCAAUGUUUGUAAUUGCAGUCCUUGCAUCAAUCAUAGCAAGCCAAGCAAUGAUCUCGGCGACAUUUGCCAUCGUCAAGCAAUCCAUGGCUCUUGGUUGCUUCCCUAGAGUUAGAAUCGUCCACACCUCUCACAAGCAUGAAGGCCAAGUCUAUAUUCCGGAGAUCAACUUUGUUCUCAUGUUCGCUUGCGUGCUCGUUACCGCAUCCUUUAAAGAUACAACCAACAUCGGAAAUGCUUAUGGUAUUGCUGUUGUUGCAGUGAUGCUUGUCACCUCGUCUUUGCUAGUUCUCAUAAUGCUAAUGAUAUGGCAAACGAAUCUAGUUUUGAUCGCCGGUUUUGUACUCGUAUUUGGCUCUUUUGAGCUUCUCUACUUCUCUUCGGUCCUCUACAAGUUUACCAAUGGAGGGUACCUGCCACUCUCACUCGCAGCAGUUCUUUACUUUGUGAUGUAUGUGUGGCAUUAUGUGCAAACCAAGAGGCAUGAGUUUGAAGUUGAGCACAAAGUUUCAGCUCAGUACUUGAGCAGCCUCGGUUCUGAUCUUGGUAUUUCUAGAGUCCCUGGAGUGGGACUUUUGUACACUGAAUUAACACAAGGAAUCCCAGCAAUUUUCCGCCAUUUCCUCACUAACCUCCCUGCCAUCCACUCCGUGCUUGUAUUCGUCUCCGUCAAGUACUUACCAGUGAACAAGGUGCCUACUGAAGAGCGGUUUUUACUCCGACGAGUAGGAUCAAAGGACUACAAAAUGUAUCGGUGCAUAGUAAGGUACGGUUAUAAAGAUCGAAGGAUUGCGAGCAGUGAAUUUGAACAGUUGUUGAAGCAAAAUUUAGACGCAUUCAUUUUGAAUGAAAGUUGGGAAGAAGGAGAGGGUGCUGAGAUUGAAGCAAGUGUGGAAGAGAGAAAUUUUUUGGACAAGUCUUGGAGCUCUGGUGUGGUGUAUUUGUUAGGACACAGUGAAGUGAAGGCAAGUGAAGAGUCUGGUUUAUUGAAAAGAGUGGUUGUGAAUUAUGCCUAUGAUUUCUUGAGGAGAAAUUUCAGGCAGGGAUUUGUGGAUUUGCAGAUUCCAAACAAGAGUUUGCUGCAAGUUGGAAUGAACUACCAAAUAUGAAUGUCAAUUUGGUGGUGCAUGAGCACUAUGUAGUGUACAUUAUAACUGUAAAUUGUUAUAUAUAUAUAUAAAGGAAAGGUUGUUCGAAUUAUGACAAACCUUGUUGUGAUGAGUUUAGAAGUUAUAAUCUUCAGAAAUAAUCAGAUUUGGUGGUGAAGAAA